Rubroshorea leprosula is the source of this 1048-nucleotide messenger RNA. Lineage: Eukaryota; Viridiplantae; Streptophyta; Magnoliopsida; Malvales; Dipterocarpaceae. The record is from the annotation of a GenBank genome assembly.
GGUUUUUAGUAUCCCUGCGCGUGCGCGGGUGACACUCUCAAAAUCACGCGGUGGCGGCUUUCAUCCUCCAAGCUUCACCCCCACCCCCACAACCAUAAAUUAGAACUACGGCGUCCUUUGCACUAGGCAUAGCUCGACUCGACUUUUCUCUUUGUUGGAUUAGCAAAUUGAUUUCUUUCCACUGCUGUUUUCAUUGAAGAGCUGAAAUCAUGGUGGUGGGAACAGGGAGUAAGGCGUUUCUGGUAGUUUCAUUUCUUCCCCUAUCAUGGCUUGAAUCCUGUUUUUCAUGCAAACAACACAUUUCCUGUUUCUCAUGGUCAUGUUUGGUUGAGCAAGAUUCAAGCUACACCUUUUUUUUCAAUAGCCUUUCUUUUUUUUUUACUAAGAUUUUCACUCAACUAUUUUUUAUGUGUGCCUAACCAAUUUAAACAAUUUAGAAACUGAAAAAAAGGGUGACUCUGAAAUGGCCAAGAUUGGUCGCCAGGCUAAGAGCAGAACUGAAUCGUGCAGGAGAGUGUCUGGAGAAACAGAAAGCAAAGGUGAGACGGAAAGAAAUCAAAUGUGCUAAAAGGAGAAAGAGGAAUGAAUUCUUCUGGAAGGAAGAUGCAUGCAUCCGACAUGGUAUUGAUCUUACCCUUGGUAUCCUAGAUGCAGAAGAUGAGGGUGACUUUGUCAGAGCUGAUCAUCUUAGGCAGUCUAGGAGGUUGGGUUCAUUAAAACAAAUUCAAGUUCUUAUAUUUAUGCGUUUCAUAUAUUAAGUUUCCUUUUUGGAUCAGCAAGUGAGACAUAACUUUCUCUUUUUCUUUUGCUAGUGAGUUGGUGGCCAAGCACAUGGAAGAAACACAAGAUUUCUUGAAUGGUGCACUCAACUGAAACUUGGACCAAACAGUCAGCCCUGCAUAUGUUGUUUCCCUGCCAAGUUUGUGUGUUAUGUAAUGUAAUGGCAAUGUUUGACUUCUAUGUUCUAAUCUCUGUUUCAAGUCAGUUUAUGUGGAUCAUUGUUGUCUAUGUUUGCUACUUGCUUUGCAAAUAAAGAUGGCUGUUUGCU